Molecule: messenger RNA, 567 nt
Organism: Cynocephalus volans (Philippine flying lemur)
Lineage: Eukaryota; Metazoa; Chordata; Mammalia; Dermoptera; Cynocephalidae
Gene: TMEM272
Product: transmembrane protein 272
Exons: 4
Coding region: 1-567 (188 amino acids)
Source: RefSeq, a predicted model, not a curated record
AUGCCAGGCGGUCUGGAGAAGGCAUGUCAUCAGUGCAUUUCUAAGAUCGCCAGCAAUGCCUGCUUCGUUUGUGGGCUCUUCGCCUUCCUGGUGCUGCCGCUUUCCAUGACCUUCACAGGAAUGAAGUUUUUGGAGGACUGCCCCAUACAGCCUCUCAUUCCUUUAUAUUUGCUAGUGGGUGGGAUCGUUGGUACUUUAAAGGUGUCCCUCCUGCUGUAUGACUCCACCAGGAUGAGGCGGCUUCUGUCCAAGGCCGUGGUGAUUGAUGACGAUGAUGAUGAUGACGAAUACCCCUGGAGGCAGAAUGCGCACAAAUACUACAUCCACCUCGUCCUCAGCCUCUUCCUCUUCCUCUGGUUCAUUCUGGGCAAUUACUGGGUCUUUUCUGUGUACCUGCCUGAUUUUAUUCCCCCUUUCCUGCAGCCUCAGGAUUACUGUGACAAAACCCUGUACCUCUUUGCAGUCGGGGUUCUGGUGCUUAGUCACAUUGUGCUGGUCUUACUCGUCCUGUGCAGCAUUUGUGUCUACAUGUGUUCCCAGUGGAAAUUUGCUGCUGAUGAAGACUGA